AUGGAAAGGGACGGUGACCAAGAAGAUCAGGCAUCGUGUUCUAAGUCUCCCUCCUGGUCCGAGUCGCUAGAUUCGCAGGAGAGUGACAAGGAUGCUAGUACGGACCAGUCUGAAGAUGAAAUUGACUCAAUUUCAAUUAAGCAGACGAAUGCGAAACUGAAAGGAGAUGCAUAUUGCGAAUGCUACAAGAAAGGAUUAGAGAAAUCUUGCAAAUGUGGAGAAGAUGACACAUAUUUUGAAUGGAUUUGGGAUGAUGAAACCAAAUCUGCUGCUAGCUAUGUAAAAGAUGAUAUGAGGGAAGUGAUGUUUCAUAUUGAUUAUAGUUGUGGCACAGCGGCUGUACGUGGCACACUGCCACUCAAAAAUGAGCAGUACUACUGGGAGAUUAAAAUGACAACACCUGUGUAUGGCACUGAUAUGAUGGUUGGUGUUUGCACAGCACAUAUUGAUCUGAACAAGUGUCGCCACAUGUUCUGUAGCAUGAUUGGCCAGGAUUCAGAGUCAUGGGGUCUGUCUUAUACAGGCAUGAGACAGCAUAGAAGUAUCAAGGAACAGUAUUCAUCCAAGUUUGGCCAGGGUUCCAUCAUUGGUAUUCACCUGGACAUGUGGCACGGAACACUAUCAUUCUACAAAAACAGGAGGCCAUUAGGUGUGGCAUACACUGGUCUCCAUGGUAAGAUCCUGUAUCCAAUGGUAUCAUCAACAGCUGCACGUAGUGGCAUGAAGGUGAUUCGUAGCUGUUCUUUCCCAACAUCCCUCCAGUUUAUGUGCUGCCAAGUUCUUCGCAAGGUCAUUCCAAAUCACUUAGAUGUUUUAAAAGUGAUCACCCUGCCACCUGGUUUUAAAAACUUUUUAGAAAACAAUGUGAGCUGGCUUCUCCAGCCAUGUCCGCCACAAAUGCCUCCACAAGACAAAGGACAAAAACGUAAACCCAAAAAGAGGACAAAUGAUGGACCUGUACAAGCAGAUGAUGUGGCAGGACCAAGCAAUUGUAAACAAAUGUUACUCAAGUGAGGAAGUGCUACAAUUAUCUGACCACUCAUUUCUUAAUCAGCAAAUGGAAGUAUUCUGGCUUCUGAUUUCAUUGAACAUUUUCAGCAAGCAUAACUGAAAACU
This is a messenger RNA of Ylistrum balloti, 1116 nucleotides long. RefSeq names its product SPRY domain-containing SOCS box protein 3-like. Lineage: Eukaryota; Metazoa; Mollusca; Bivalvia; Pectinida; Pectinidae. Gene Ontology annotation, biological process: proteasome-mediated ubiquitin-dependent protein catabolic process. The transcript is spliced from 4 exons. Gene Ontology annotation, molecular function: protein binding. Gene Ontology annotation, cellular component: SCF ubiquitin ligase complex. The record is from RefSeq and is a predicted model, not a curated record. Bases 1 to 1014 code for a protein of 337 amino acids.